AUGCUUCGUCCUACUGCCCCAAUCCUCAGCCAGCCUGUACACCAGAACCCCUCGCCUCGUCGUUUCAAGACUGAUUCCUCGGAUGGCCUUGCUCAGCAUUUCUUCAUAAGACGAAGAAGUACAAGACGCACUUCUAGAGCUGGCGGCAGGACCCCUCAGAUAUCAAAGGCAGACGCAAGUGGCCAAGGGGCUCCAAAGCCUCUUGAAGCCACCCCUAGCCGACAGCAUCGCAUGCCUAACGAGAAGGCAACAACAGAGACAGAGACAAAUAAUGGCAGCGCCCCAGAGAAAGACUCGCAAACCAUGUCUGUGGAGGGCGUGCUGGUGCCAGGCUCAGCGCCAGGCCAGAUGCCUCCAAGUGGGCAUCCGGCCUAUGAAUAUUCAACUGUUCCUCCGCAGCAACAUGGUGGCGACAUGAUCCAUCAUCCAAGCCAUCCGGUAUUGCCUAGUAUAUAUCCUCCUCCCCCUCCUCCGCCGCCGCAAGGAGGUUGCUAUCCAUUACUUCAUAUGGUUCCCUACCAAAUGGUUCCUAACCCGAUAGAUCAACCACAACAACCAAAUCAUUUUGCUUUUGCUUUUCCGGUCGCUUAUUGGCCACAUAGAGACUUUCCUGGUGGAAAUCCCGGCUCUCAGAUCGAUCAACAGAACCCUGAUCCUGAUCGAGAGCAGGCGGACCCCAGAAGUUUCGGCCCUCUGACGCACAGUUAUCCUUAUUUGAUGCCAUAUGUACAGAUGCCAUAUAUGCCAUCCCAUAUUUCUGAAGAGCACGCUUGCUUCCCGAAGAAUAUCGAUGAGAAAAGAGUAGAUCAAAAAAGCCGUAUAAUCGAGUUCUCUGACGAUAGGGCUCCCGAUAAUGAUGCUAAAUCAUCCAUUCAUUAUCAUCAGAACUCCAGAGAUAGAGCGAAGCCUCCGUCAGUUGUCGACGGCCCGCAAGCUAAGAGAAAGGCUGGCGAACAAGACUGGCAGCGGUUACAGCAAUCCCGCCAGGUGCCUCUCGGCCCUCAGCAACGUCAUAGCACCUCAGAUCAGCCAACUCAGCAAAUCGCUCGGUAUCCUACGAUGCAGUCAGCGAAUGUCAUCACCAGUCCAUCGUCUAGAUUCUCGCGAAGAAGCCAUGUUCCCCAUAGACCUACCAAGAUUCAGACUGCAACCUCAACCGAAGUAGCAUCGUGGUCACAGUCGAAGCGAUGGGUGAGCUCAGAAAGCAAAGAGCGCCGAGCAUUUCAGAAGAUGGUUCUCAAUCUUCAAUUCAUGAAGGCUGACCAAUCGCCUUUUAUCCCAAAGACUCCCGCCGAGUUGACCAAAUUCAAAAUCUCCCUAGCAGAGGUUAAAUGGCAGAAGCUCACCACAGAGGUCAAGCUGCUCGAAGAGAAGAAUCGGAAUAAAGAACUGGCCAAGGCGUCGGGUUGGAUGCCAGUAUCCCAGCUACAGGUGCUCCUGUUCAAUGGACGGCAAAUGGAGGACAAGCUCUCGCCGGUAUUCGCUGCUCAGAAUUGCUUCAACAAAGAGGACACCGCCAAAGCGUGCCAGCGUGUCGAAUGGCCGUCGCUGGCCGAGCUGAAGGAAGAAGGCGAUAAACGUGCUAGAUUCGGUCGAUACCUCCCCCUUCCUCGGAUGAACGUCGUCGCUCCCAAGAUCCUGGAGAGAGAGCAGCAAAGCGCCUACAAAGCAGACGGAUCCAUCUUGUAG
Messenger RNA from Trichoderma gamsii, 1689 nucleotides. RefSeq lists its product as hypothetical. The transcript has 4 exons. Bases 1 to 1689 code for a protein of 562 amino acids. NCBI's taxonomy places the organism in Eukaryota, Fungi, Ascomycota, Sordariomycetes, Hypocreales, Hypocreaceae. The record is from RefSeq and is a predicted model, not a curated record.